UACUUCGUACAAGAGUUGCAACUCGAACAAAGACCAUAUUUUUGGCUUCCCGCCCGCAAGUGUUUUCAUUGCGUCAUAACCUCUCCAUUUGUGCUUUGCAUAGUUAUGUUCUCAUCACACCAGCUUCUUUAAACAAAUUACAUGUUAUAACCAUGAAGUUCUUUGUGUAUAUGAUAUUCAAACUCUUUAUGGUGAUAUCUGUGUCGAGCCGACGGAUCCUCCGAACUGAAUCUUUUGAACCAAGUCGACUGAUUCCGAAAAACCAUAUCGACGACGAGCAGUCCAAGAAAAUCAUGCACCAAUUCCCGAUCACUAUGGAAGACCUGGCGGAUAUACCUCACGUCUCCAAUCAAGGGCCUAGUCAAAGCGGGUUUCCGGAUCUUGCCCACGAUAGUCCUCUCAUAUCGGAUAUCCUUAGCAAAACUAGGGAAGUCAAUAUUUUCGCCUCCUUAACGCGCGAAUUUGAAUAUCUUUCCAAUCAGCUUGAGAACAAGUCGAAGAAUGCAAUAGUUCUGGCACCGACGAAUAUCGCCAUAGAGAAUCUAUCACACAAACCUUGGGAAAGCACUAGGCACUAUGUCAAUUUCGGAGAAAGGGAAGCUUACGUGGGGAAGAAUGGCGAGGAAAGAGCCGCCGAUAAUCUCAAGACGUUUGUCGAAGCUCAUAUAAUACCUUCUAAAACAUGGUCUGAAGAAAAGGAGGCGUCAACUUUGGCAGGUCAAAAAUUGAUUUGGCGAAAGGACGAAACUGGAAAAUCCUACAUUUAUCCCGGCCACAUUGGAGUCAAAAGAAUUGCCGGCCAAGUUUCCAACGGUGAGGUUUGGAUCUUGGACGGUGUGAUCGAGCAUCCACAGCCAGAAAUUAGAAAUUCAGCGGAAAGGAAACUGACGCCCACAUCGUAAGAAGCUGAUCAUAGCAAACCUCAUGCAAGGCACCACCUUUUAUUAUUAUAUGGUGUAUAUUAUCCCUGAACAGACGGAAUUGGAAAUUGCUAUAUUGCUACUAUCU
Coccidioides immitis RS is the source of this 1008-nucleotide messenger RNA. RefSeq names its product FAS1 domain-containing protein. Bases 153 to 902 code for a protein of 249 amino acids. Lineage: Eukaryota; Fungi; Ascomycota; Eurotiomycetes; Onygenales; Onygenaceae. The transcript has 2 exons. The record is from RefSeq and is a predicted model, not a curated record.